UACGAGACGAGUACUUUACUUCAGUAGCAUAGUUUCAGUGUUUCAGUCUGGCUUCCUUCCAUCUAGUCAAUCAGUUAUUGGGUGCUGUUGAACACCAACCAACCAACUACUCUCAAACGGAUACAUUUGCAAUUUUGCACAUUAAAAUAAAGAUUUUUUUUUAAUUUUCUUGUUCUAAAUUUAAAAAAAAUAAACAAAUUAAAUUAAUUUAAACAUGACCAGCAGUUUAUCACGUUUACGUUUAAUAACCUUUGAUGUCACCAAUACCCUGCUGAAAUUUCGCACCAGUCCCGGCAAACAGUAUGGAGAAAUUGGUGCCCUUUUCGGUGUGUUGUGUGAUAAUGAUGAUUUGGCCAAAAGUUUUAAAUCCAAUUGGCACAAAAUGAAUCGUUUGUAUCCAAAUUUUGGCAGAACCUCAGCUUUAAUGGAUUGGCAGCAAUGGUGGCGUGAGUUAAUAUCACAUACCUUUGAUGAGUGUGGCGCCAAAAUACCAGAGGAUAAAAUCGAAAACUUUAGCAGUCACUUGUUGGACUUAUACAAAUCGACUUCCUGUUGGGAACACUGUAAUGGCAGCAUCGACUUACUCAACUACUUGCGUAUGCAACAGCAACUGGGCAUUAAGGAAUCACCAACUCGUCAGGCACCCUUUGCCAUGGGUGUCAUAGCUAAUUUCGAUCCACGCCUAGUGGUUUUAUUGAAAAAUUUAAAAAUCGAUCAUUAUUUCGAUUUCAUUUUGAAUUCCUACGACUGCAAAGAAGAAAAACCAAACAGGGAAAUAUUCGAUAAGGCCUUUAAGGCAGCCGACAUCAAGGAUCUCAAACCAGAACAGUGUUUGCAUAUAGGUGAUGGUCCCACCACCGAUUAUAUGGCAGCACGGGCAUGCGGUUGGAAUGCGGCGCUGGUGCAUGAACGUAAUGCCCAAUAUUUAAUGAAGAAAUAUGGCGAUGAUAGAAUUGAUAGGAAUUUUGUAUUUCCCAGUCUGUUUGAUUUCCAUAAGAAAUUAGCAAAUAACUGUAUAUAUUGGUAGAUUUAAGAUUUGUUUUGUAAUGUAUUCAAAUAAUUAUUAAUAAAAUGAAAUAAAAUUAAAACAUAACAAGUA
Molecule: messenger RNA, 1099 nt
Organism: Calliphora vicina (urban bluebottle blowfly)
Lineage: Eukaryota; Metazoa; Arthropoda; Insecta; Diptera; Calliphoridae
Gene: Reg-2
Product: Rhythmically expressed gene 2
Exons: 3
Coding region: 215-1027 (270 amino acids)
Cellular component (GO): nucleus
Source: RefSeq, a predicted model, not a curated record